AUGCCCACGCCGCUGCAGCCCGGCGGCCCCGCUAGCGGCCCGCCCCCGGAGCGCAAGCGGCGCCGCAAACGCGACGAUCCACAGAGCUCAGCCGCGCUCGAACCAGACGACGACGACGGCGACAUGAGCCCGGAAGAGGAGCCGCGCAACGCUCCAGCGGCACCGGCGGCGCCAACGCCGGCGCCCUCAUCCGCCCCUGCGCCCACCUCACCGCCCGCCGCGCCCGAUGCCGUGGACCUCACCUCCCGCCGUGACUCCCCGCCCCUCUCCUCAGACGUCGAACGAUUUGAUGGCAAAAUUGUGUACAACCCCGACGGUUCCGCCUAUAUCAUCGAAGAUCCCGAAAUGUCAGAGGGCGAAACAAGCUUAUCGGAAUUAUCAAAAAUUGAACCUGGGUGCAUUGUCGAUAGCCGUGAUAGCAACGUCGUCGAAAAGCAGCUUGAAUUUCCUCAAAUAGCCAGUGCUUUCUAUGUUUCAAGAAACCCAUCGUUAUACGGUGCACUUUAUGGAAGACUGGCCGUUGAGAGAGCACGAGCCAGGCCUGACGCGCCUGUUAUGCACAGCUAUCGAGUGUUUAGUUUUAGAGGUGGAAAAGACACUCCUAGACCGUCAUCCCCGCUAACUGAAUGUCCAGUCAGCGUACCGGUCAAACCAAUAUUAAUGUGCUUUAUAUGUAAAUUGAGUUUCGGCUACGCCAAGUCUUUUGUGGCGCAUGCCCAAUCAGAUCACAGUUUAUCGUUACUAGACUCUGAAAGGGACGCUUUAUCGAGGGAAAAUGCAUCAGCAAUUAUUCAGUGCGUGGGGAAAGAUAAAGAACCACUAGUCUCAUUUUUAGAACCAGUAGGAGCUGCAGCCCCAUCUCGCAUUUCUGCUUCAGGUAGUCCUGCAAAUAUGUCAGAAUAUUCAAACCCUUCAAUAGACAAACGAGCAGAACAAAUGACGCCAGAUAGAGAAAAUGAUUCAAUGCUACCUAAUGGCACAUGUGAUGAUAGAAGGCCUAGUCCGAACACAUGGAGACCACCAAGGUCAAUAGCUGAAUCAACAAUGAUUCCUCAACAUUCCUUGAUCUCUGUAGCACAUCCUCAUACGAUUAACGCAUCAGUUCAACCACGAGCGAGUCCGAAUUCUUCUCCACCGUUCCAAGCCACCCCACCAGCUUUCCUAUCUGGGACAACGAUAGGAGUUUGUCCGGACCAUCUAGGCGGGCGUCCAUCUGGAGCCGAUUGUCCGAAGUGCGAAUUAAUUUUAAAUUCAGGACGCUUAGGCGGUCCAUUAGCAGGAAUGCACAGUCGGAAUUCCUGCAAAACAUUAAAAUGUCCAAAAUGCAACUGGCAUUACAAAUACCAAGAGACUUUAGAAAUUCAUAUGAAGGAGAAACAUCCCGAAGCCGAAACUAGCUGUAUCUACUGCAUAGCCGGACAACCACACCCGCGACUUGCUCGUGGUGAAACCUAUACGUGCGGAUACAAACCCUACAGAUGCGAAGUGUGCAAUUACUCUACAACUACCAAAGGUAAUCUCAGUAUACAUAUGCAAUCGGAUAAGCAUCUUAAUAAUAUGCAAGAACUACAAAACGGUGGUAACCCAGGCGAGGGAGCUUUACCACCUGCACCGCAACACACGCCUCCUGGUGGACACAAACCACCUCUGCCACACCAUUCACCUCUUGGCCAAAAACCAAAACCGACCUUUCGUUGCGACGUAUGCAACUAUGAAACUAAUGUGGCGCGCAACUUGAGAAUACACAUGACCUCCGAAAAACAUACGCAUAACAUGUUGGUUUUACAGCAAAAUGUUAAACAUAUGCAAACAUUAUCAGCGUUACAUCAUAGACAGCAGAGCCAACAACAGCUGGAGACUCUAUUACACUUUCAUGGAGGGGACGCGCCGCCUCCCAAUCCAGAAGCUGCCCUCGCUGACAUGGCUUAUAAUCAAGCGCUAAUGAUCCAACUGAUGACUGGAGGUCCUGGACCGUCUCCUCCAGAAUUAGGCGCACAUCUUGACGUCGGCUUAAAUCCUGAAGCCAUGGAACCCCCACCAGAACCAGCGGACCCGGAACCGGAAAGGACCUUCCAUUGUUGUAUUUGCAAUUGUUUCUCGACUGAUUCUUUGGAAGCAUUGGGACACCAUUUAGCCCAAGAUCGUACAAAAAUCCGAGAACAAGAGAUACUAGCACUAGUUGCGGGUCAUUAUGUCUGUAAGCUCUGCACUUACAAGACAAAUUUGAAAGCGAAUUUCCAGUUGCACUGCAAAACUGACAAGCACUUACAGCGGCUGCAACACGUAAAUCACGUUAAAGAAGGCGGCCCGAGAAACGAAUGGAAAUUGAAGUUCUGUGGGGCUGUGGGGACUGGUGGGGCCGGUGUCGGGGGAGUCCAGGUGCGAUGUUGUGCCUGCGACUACUACACUAACUCGGCCCACAAACUGCAACUCCACGCAGCCGGAGCUCGACACGAAGCCGCUGCUCUAUUGUUAAGACAUCUUCGGGAAUGCGCUUCGAGGAUGCCACGGGAACGACCUCGCGUCUACCGCUGUGCGCUAUGCGGCUUCAACGCUCCGCAUCGACUUCCGCUGCUACAGCACGUGCGUUCGGUGAAACAUCUACAGAUGGAACAAAUCCAUCAGCUCCAGCGACGUUCCGAAGGCAAAGACCCGACGCCUGACGUCGCUGAACUUUUCCAAGUCAUACCUCAGCCCCAGGAGUUGUCAUAUGAACAACAGGACAAUGACACCAAAGAGCCUAUUGAUCAGAAACCAGAACUGACCCAAGAACAGAAAAUGUUGCGAUUUCUCGAACAUCACCAUCAACAGCAGCAGCAACAGCAACUUCAAACACAACAACAAAAUCAACAAGCCUCAAAUGAUAGAGACGAAGAAAGGGAAACUCCAGGACCUCACGCGUGUCCUUACUGUAAUUACAGUUGCCCGAGUGAAGCUCGUCUACACGCUCAUGUCACUUCCGUGCACGCUGACACUGCACGUCAUUUUAUUUGUCCUUUAUGUCAAGAUGCCUUCAAGGAUCGACCUGCCCUAGAACGACAUGUAAUGCAAAUUCAUUCAGUCAAUUCAGAAGGCUUACAGAGGCUACUGCUUUUAGUAGAUCAAAGUCAUUGGCUAAAUGGUGGCACCCAGCAAAGGGAUGAAUCUCGACAGGGUGACGAAGAUAGAGAAAUAUCAUCUCCACGCUCAGAGGGCAGUGCUGAUGGAGAGAUGGAACGGUGCUCGACAUGCAGCCGAACAUUUAGAAAUGUAGAUGAACUAUGUCAGCAUCAAAAUGAAACAGGACAUUUAGAACUCAAGCAAACGCCUCAAGGGCCGGGCUACGUUUGCUGGAAGAAAGGAUGCAAUCGUUACUUUGAUGCAGCCCACGCUUUGCAGAAUCAUUUUCGGGAAGCUCACGCACGAAACUCGAUCGCUAACAUGUCAGUAUCAGAGAAACACGUUUACAAGUAUCGUUGUAACCAAUGCAGCUUGGCGUUUAAAACAGUGGAGAAACUACAAUUGCAUUCACAAUAUCAUGUCAUCAGAGAUGCGACAAAGUGUGUGCUGUGCGGCAGAAGUUUUCGAUCUGUACUCGCCCUUCAGAAACACGUCGAAACUUCACAUCCGGAACUAUCCGAGGAUGAGCUCACUGCUUUUAAACGUAGCUUAGCAUCGAAUCCCUUGAUGCAGGCCGGACAAGGCACCGCUCUCGAUGCUGCUACUGCAGAGCUUCUCCGUAAAGAAGCCCUAAGAACACCAGACGACGAUUUAGCUGAUAUGGAGGAUAGAGAUUCAAGUGCGACUGUGGCCGAUGAAUCCGGUCACAACGAUGCUGAAAACUCUGAUGAUUCAAUAAUUUACAAAGAUCAACAAUUUUUGGAAGACUACCUAAAUUCGCAAGCUAUGGCUGAAGAUUCAUACAAUGACCCGAACAGGAAAUAUAAGUGUCACCGAUGCAAAGUGGCAUUCACACGUCAGUCAUAUUUGACAGCUCACAACAAAACCUUACUGCACAGAAAAGGUGAAAAAUUAACUUAUCCAAUGGAAAAAUACCUUGAUCCAAACAGACCUUUUAAAUGCGAUGUAUGCAAAGAAUCGUUUACUCAAAAGAAUAUCUUAUUGGUACACUACAACAGCGUGAGCCAUCUACAUAAACUCAAACGGGCCAUGCAAGAACAACAGAAUAAUAAUAAUCCUCCCGUAUCGCCUGGAGCGGGUUCGGCGCCCUCUAAUCUAACAUUAACUCCCAAAAGUACUUCGAGUGAAGAAGACGAUCGUAAACGUUACAAAUGUAACAUUUGCAAAGUAGCAUAUACUCAAGGCAGUAAUCUCGACAUACAUAUGAGAUCAGUCUUACAUCAGACAAGGGCUGGCAAGUUGCAAGAAUUAGCCGCAACUGGACAAGUCGACUUGACACGACCAUUAGUAGAGCAACCAGAUAGAAAGGACCCCGCUAAAAUUUUACAAGACGUGCUGUCGCCAAAAAAUACAUCCCCUUCGUCUACGAGCAGUGGGGGACCGCGAUCUUCACCCCCCGCCCGGCCAGGUAGCCCUCGUUCCCCUCGCGCAGGUAACGCCGCGUGCGAUCGGUGCCACGCGUCAUUCCCGACUGCGGAGUUACUCGACGCACAUCGUGCGUCUUCAUGCCCGUUUAGCGAUGCGCGGGCGCAUUCGCCGUUAGGUGAGGCAGAAGCUGCGGCAUUGGACGAAAUGGUCGCAAAGGGCAAUCCGCCCAAACGUAACUCGCAAAUGUACAAACAACUCUUAGAAACCUUCGGAUUCGACCUCGUCAUGCAAUACAAUGAGAACCAGCGACGAAAGCUACAAGAGGAACGUGAAAUCGCACGCGCGCCAAGUCCGCCGCCACCGCCACCUGAAGAAAAGCCGCCGGACGGUGAAAAUAAAUCGACAUGUCAACAUUGUAAUAAAGAGUUUUCUAGUGUAUUCGUUUUAAAAACACAUUGUGAAGAAGUGCACAAGGAUAAAGUGCCAUUGGAGUUUUUGGAACAGUUCGCGGAACAAUUUAAGUCGGAAUAUGAAAGAAAAUCAGGUGCGCCAAACUCGCCGCGUGCUGCGUCUCCAGCACCGCAAGGUGAGAGGUCGCCGUCGCCGCGGGGCGAUAGUAGUGCGAAUUACAACGAGAACGGAAAUGCGGCUGGUGAAGCGCAGGCCGGUGCAUUGCUAGCUGCUCAAGUGCAAGAGAUGCAAGCAGCGCUGAACAUGAUCCAGUUACAACAGCAGCUGGGUACGAUACACCCGAUGGUCGCACAAAUGCUAUCUCUAGGGUUGCCACUAGGAUUGAAUGUCGGGGCAUUGGCUGCAAUGAACCUGCAACCACCUCUGGUACCAAUAAUGAUGCCACCUCCGCCCUUUGAUGCGAUGUCUUUCGCACACGACGCCCAACUCAAACAACAACAACUGAUCCAGCAACAACAGCAGGCAAAUGCUGCGGCUGGACAGAAGCGAGCCCGCACUCGUAUCACAGACGAACAACUCAAGAUUUUACGAGCACAUUUCGACAUAAAUAACUCACCAAGCGAUGAGGCCAUCGCUAAAAUGGCUCAACAAUCUGGACUUGCCACUAAGGUAAUCAAACACUGGUUCAGAAAUACAUUAUUCAAAGAACGACAACGUAAUAAAGAUUCUCCGUACAACUUCAAUAAUCCACCAUCUACUACGUUAAAUCUUGAAGAGUACGAGAAAACUGGUGAAGCAAAAGUUACACCUCUUGAUUCAUCUGCCAGCUCGGAUGAAGGCAAACCACCGCCUGAAAAAAAAGCAAAAUAUGAAGAAAAUAACUCUAUAAAUCAUCAGGAAGUAAAAUCUGAACCUUGCGAUGAACCUACAAUGGAAGAAAAAUUUAAUUCAUAUGAUGAUCGGCAUCAAGAGGAUAAAAGUUUCGUUUUUCCUCAAGCACCUUCUCAAAGCCCAGCUCCGAUAAGCCAUCCUGAUAAUCAUCAUAAUAUUUCUCAACCAUCGUCUCCAACACAUAUAUCGUUGAAUUCAUUAAUUCAAUCGCAACUUGAUUCAAUACCAGCAACGAGUAUACCGCAGCCACCACAUCCGUCAAUGUUGCCACCUAAGUUAAAUCCAAAUUUCACGUCCCCAAACUCCGCGCCCCCGAACGUCCUACCUUUGACCCCAAAUCGCAGUCUGAGCCCCGGCAGGGGUCCAGCCGAUUUCGGACUUUCCGGGGGCAACUCGAACGGAUCCAACAGCUCGGGGUCUUCUGGCAAACGCGCCAACAGAACUAGAUUCACUGAUUACCAGAUAAAAGUUCUUCAAGAAUUUUUUGAAAAUAAUGCAUAUCCCAAAGACGAUGAUUUAGAAUAUCUUUCUAAGUUGUUAGGACUGAGUCCGAGGGUCAUUGUUGUUUGGUUUCAAAAUGCUCGUCAAAAAGCAAGAAAAGUAUACGAGAAUCAACCUGCAGCGGAUCCGCCGGCAGGAGCAACAGAUGAUGCUAAUAGAUUUCAGCGCACUCCCGGUCUUAACUAUCAAUGUAAAAAGUGCCAACUAGUGUUUCAACGAUACUACGAACUAAUAAGACAUCAGAAAACGCAUUGUUUUAAAGAAGAAGACGCCAAACGAUCCGCGCAAGCUCAGGCUGCUGCAGCACAAGUAGCUGCAACAUUGAGUAGUGAAGACUCCAAUUCAAGCACCGUAGAACAUCAUAAUCCUCUUGUACCAGUUUCACCUGCACCCCCUCGAACUCCCACUCCAGCUGCGCCUAAUUACCCUGUAUCUCCAGCGCCACCAACUACUUUAACUCCUGUAACUCAGUUACCACAUCAAACUAGAGAAGAAAAAGAUGGAAAUUUUCAAUGUGAUAAAUGCAACCUGGUCUUCCCUCGAUUCGAUUUAUGGCGAGAGCAUCAACUGGUUCACAUAAUGAACCCAAAUUUAUUUCCUACUUAUCCGCCAGACUCCCCUUUUGGGAUCUUACAACAACAUGCUCAACUUCAACAGUUAAAUGCUUCGUUAAGCAAUGAGGAGGCACGACACCCUUUAGUCGCAGCACUAAAUCAACAAGUAGUGAAAAGAAAAUUUGAUGAAUUUGAGGAAACAGAUACUGGAGAGCAACCAAAAGACAAAAGAUUAAGAACUACCAUCUUGCCAGAACAGCUUGACUAUCUCUAUCAAAAAUAUCAAAUUGAAUCAAAUCCUUCAAGGAAAAUGCUUGAAAAUAUUGCACGUGAAGUGGGUUUAAAAAAAAGAGUGGUACAGGUCUGGUUUCAAAACACCAGAGCCCGGGAAAGAAAAGGGCAAUUCCGGGCUCAUGCCCAAGUUAUAAAUAAAAGAUGUCCAUUUUGUCCAGCUUUGUUUAAAGUGAAAAGCGCGUUAGAAAGCCAUUUAAGUACGAAGCAUGCUGAUCAGUGCACACGAGGCGAAAUUAACGUGGACGCACUACCAGACGAAGAACUUAGUACGGAGUCCACGCCAAGUUUUGGUUCUCAACAAAGUGACAGGCAGCAAAAUUUUUCCCAAGCGGGGGCUCCCAUGUUGCCCCCUAUUUUCCCGCCUUUUCAUUCAGACAUGGAGAAAUUUAUCAAACAGUACAGUGAAGAAUCGAUGAAACGUUACGUGAGCGAAUUACAAGCUCAUGCCGCUGCCCAACAGAACGGUGGAAGCAACGACUCCUCCGAUAGACGCCCAGAACAUGGAAAAUCAGAGAUCCCUUUAGAUCUCAGUAAGCCUGUGGAUUUAUCACGACCUGGGUCCGACGCAGAUGAGCGUUCAGAUACUGCCUCCGAAACAAUGGAAUUCUAUGAAGAAGACGAACCCUCAUCGCCUAUCAUGGCCGGUCAACCACAAACACCUCGUCCACCCGGUAAACGAUAUCGCACUCAGAUGUCAUCCUUACAAGUGAAAAUCAUGAAGUCACUGUUCACGGAUUACAAAACGCCGACGAUGGCCGAGUGUGAGGCGUUAGGUCGCGAAAUAGGCUUACCAAAACGAGUGGUACAAGUUUGGUUUCAAAACGCACGUGCCAAAGAAAAAAAGGCGCGCCUAGCUGCUGGAUUGGCGGAAGUAUCUGAUGCACCUCCCCCGGAAGAAUGUCGCGUGUGUGAUUUUAAAUAUAGCCACAAGUAUUCGGUGCAAGAUCACGUGUUUACACGGGGUCACAUCGCGGCGGUACGAGCGCGAUUGGAAAGCGGCGCCAGUGUCGGUGACGACAGCACGUUCGCACUGAUGCAAAUGGCAGCGCGUCUUGACAGCGGCAUGGGCGGAGAGCUUCACAACGCGUUCCUGCGGCCGCAACUCGCCGGCAACGGAUCGAAUGGUCAUCCCAUUGCUGCUCAGCCUCAACCACAGGGCCUCAUCGUCGAGACAGGCAAUGGCGCGAGCGUCCUCCAACUGCCAGCGACGACCCUAGAACAAAUAAGACACAUAGCCACAGACCCCGGUGCGUCUACGCUUCGUCUGCCUCCGCCAGCAACCGAAACCCCGAUCGGGUCACGCGAGCUUGACUUCGACCUGUGCUACGUGUGCAAGCACUGCAAAGUUGCAUUCCCGUCGCCCGCGCCCCUGCAGAUACAUCAGGCUCGAUCGUGUUACGCGGGCCGAGAAGCAACUCGCGGCGUCAUCCGCGUGAUCCAACCGGCACUGGAAUGCCGCUCGUGUCCCGGGGAACGGUUCCGUACAGCUAUAGACUUCCGGCGCCACGCAGAAACAGAAACGCAUAUUCGGAAUAUGGGACUGCCGCCUCCGAUACCCGCUCAACCGGAAGCUUUAACGCACGAGAUGGAAGACGUCGUCAAUCAAAUUACUUUAUUGGCGGCUCGUGCAGCGCAGGACUCCGCACCGAAGGAUCCCAAUGCCAACUUCUGUGUGCCCGGGCCUCGCUUCCAACCGCCCGGCGAGCUUCCGAUAGCGAGCGCCGGCCACUAAUCCUAUUUUGACGAAAUGUAUAGUUACUAUCUAUCUGAGCUCCUCGCUCUCUCCGUUGUCCGACAACGCAGCAGUUCACUAUUAGCUCUUAAUGCUUCUUUUCGUUGAUGAAUGUCGUCGCGAAAGCGGCACUUUCCUAGUUAUACGUUUAAAGCUUGUAGUAGUUUAAGUAUUAGGUUAAUCGGGAGCCGUUCGCCGUUGUCCCGUUUUUAUAAUAGUCUGUUUGGAUGGAGUUGGUCAAAGUCGGCUCCAAUAAAAGAAUCCGCAGCGGAGUCCGUGUUCCUAGCGGUCGGCUCCCGCGCCGCGCGCCGCACACUGGGGGGCGGCGGCGGCGGGCGUCGGCGCGGCCGCGCGCGUGCUCGCACUUCAUAUCAUACGUUAGACAGGUUUUAUUAUAAAUACGUUUAUCGUUGCGGCGACACGCGGUCGGCGGCCACUCCGGCGCACUCGCACUCUUUAACAUCAACUCCCAGGAAAACAAGUUCCUAUCUUUAUGGCAUAUAAUAUUAUCGAUAUUGAUAACUACGAUUUAAUUAUUGUUUAAAGCUAUGUAAUACAUACAUAUAAUCGUUCUAAUUAUAGGCAUAGAUAUGUUCUCGUAAGAAGUUCCUGAUGCAUCGUAAAUGUAUGAAAAUAUAUAUAGUGAUAUACGUAUAUGAUUUUUUUAAACAUGAAGCGAAGUUAGGUACGUAUUUAGGCAGUAGUGCGGUCGUCCUCUCUCGCGGGUCCCUCGUCCACCACAACUGACUAAUCGUUUCAAUACAAAUUCAUGGUCCGUGAUAUUUUGGUUCAUAGUAUUUCGUUGCGUAGUCAUUAAUAGCGUGCACAAUGUUAUCUUUCCGUAUUGGAAGUGACGUCCGUACUGAGCCGAAUACUUGUGGCGCUGGAUGCAGGUCGUGGCUGCAGGGGACACUCGCCGAGCCGCCCGUGGAGACGCGACGACACCGCGUAGGCUUAUCGGUAACACUUAAUUAUAAUUAUUAUUGUAGCUAACAUUUCCAAAACGAACGAACUCGAAACUCGGGCUGCGCGCCAGCGCUCAGCCUUCCUCGCAUACAAGUGAGUUUAUUUUGGAACUAAGUGUGAUUCUUGAAUUUUUAUUGAUAUUGUAAUAUUAUUAGUAGUGACAUAAGUGCGUCCGUAUCGAAUCGAUGGACUAACACGCAGUGUGGGCUCCCUAACCAACUGCUGCGUAACAGUUCAUCGCUUCACCGUGUGUGCGUGGAGUCCGAUUUACAUUCGACGGCACAAAAGUCACGUUAUAAAACAUAUUUUACAUAUUUACAUUUUUAUCUAGCGGCGUGUUCUAUUACAAUAUUAUCGAGUGAAUCCUACUACAACAUUGGGUUUGUUUUUUUUUUUUUCGUUUUAUGUAAGUGCAAUGUUUUAUUCCACCGGUUGCCGGCGGUCCUUGUUAUAUGUGUGCAAUGAGUCGAAGUUCGAAUGUGUUGCGUCUAUCUCCCAUUGGCUCGCGAUUCCCAAGGGCGUAUAGAAUUACACUAUACAACUCUCUCUCUAACUAGAUGUGAACGGUUUUCGUUCAGUACGUGACGUUGAUUCAAUUUUCUUUAAAAUUAAUGAAAGGGAAAUUAAGAUGAAGUCCAUGAAACCGUUGCGAGAUAGACUUGGCGCCCGCGAACUAUGUUGAUGCGAAGGAGCGCGAUUAUAACACCAUUAUUUUGUUUGAUUAGUAUUUAAUAUUUAUUAGAAUGAAAACACGUAUGGUUUGUUGAGGCGUUGCGUUCAGAGCUCCACCGCGUGACGGACGUCAUUAGCGUUACACAGGAGAUAUAUAUAUUUAUUUUGACCGGUUCGUGUCUGACGUACGUGAGUGUAAGUUUUGAGUUAGUGUAGGUGGACAAAUCGGUAGUGCGAUGUUGUGUCUCCGCGGACGUACGCCCGCGGAAUGAAUCAUGGUUCCUAUGUAUAUUUCAAUAUUAACGCAUCUAGAGUUUCACUAUACUUUCCGAAUACAAAUUUUAAUAUUUUAAGAUUAAUUCGGACUAGUCUGUUGUAUCUGCUGCUAGAGGUGCCGCCACGGUCAUGUUGUCUGUUCGUUACUAAGUGUUUAUUAGUUUAAUUUGUAAUUUGUCAUUUGCAAUAUUGAUAUUAUUAUAAUUUUGUUAUAAUCGGUACAGUUUAUAAAAUGACCUUUAUUCUUAUCUAGAAGCUACAUACAUGUGUUGACUGCGAGAUAUUAGUUUAUUACCGGUAAGGUAGCUCGUGUCUAUCAUAGUUCCUAAUACUGUAUUGUAAUAAAAAAGUUAUUUUAAAAUUCUUUACUAGUGAAAUUUACUGUUCCUACUAUUUAAACUGUAACGCAAAUGUUGAAAUGAUCCAAAUUCUAUACCGAUUCAUCGAGGAGUCUGCUAAUUGUGUUUAGUUUUAAUAUUAUGUUGUUGCAUUAUUUAUACUAAAGGUACACGAAUAAUUAAACGUAAACUAAAAACAGUAUUAAAAAAACUAAAGUUACUAAUAAAUUGGGUUCAAGUGUACCUUCAUAAUUAUAGUUUGCAUUCAGUUAUGUAAUCGAAAAUUCUUAAGUCAAUUUCUUAGUACAUUCGACCGUAUGUUUAGUUUAUUUAAGUCGGGACAGUCUCACGUAGCAUGGCGUGUGCGUAGCUAACCUCUACGAGCGUGCUACGCGCCUACGACGCAUGCCAUCCGUAGCCAGCAACAGAUUACGAAUACAUUGUCAAGUGUAAAUGGUAAAAAUAAACUCAAAGUUAGUUUAUC
Bombyx mandarina (wild silkworm) is the source of this 11607-nucleotide messenger RNA. It is a transcript of the gene zfh2, whose product is annotated as Zn finger homeodomain 2. The record is from RefSeq and is a predicted model, not a curated record. Gene Ontology annotation, cellular component: nucleus. Gene Ontology annotation, biological process: regulation of transcription by RNA polymerase II. Gene Ontology annotation, molecular function: RNA polymerase II cis-regulatory region sequence-specific DNA binding; zinc ion binding; DNA-binding transcription factor activity, RNA polymerase II-specific. Lineage: Eukaryota; Metazoa; Arthropoda; Insecta; Lepidoptera; Bombycidae.